AGAAGAGAAACGACGGAAACUGAAAGAAGACAAAGAUAAUUGUGAUCUGUCAUAUGGUAAAAACUUUUUCCGGCGACCACGAUGUGUUCACGUUAAGCUUACCUUUUUCUUUUUUAUUUUCACCUCACCUCAGCAGAUAUAAGUCUUGAAGCUCAAAAUCGUUCCCAUAAGCGCAAUCUGCGUAAACGAGGGCCGGAAAAUAACGAGAACAAGCCCAAAAGAAAACAAACUUCUGAUAUCCUUUUGAUACUACAUACUGACACUGAUACUGACAAAACCUUUUUCCACAAAAAUGAUGCAUGUUAUUCCUUAACCAUUUUUUUAAUACGCCCGGCGCUAGUUUUGAAAGUGAAGGAAGAAGAGCUAAUGGCCGAUCUACUGGCGAUGCGCAACGGACGAAAACUCGAUCAAGCGAAAUGCGAAAAGACGAAAAGUUGAUACCGUCCACUCUUUCUUAUUCCUACCCUCGCCCCACAUUGAUCUACCUUGCAACUCCUAAUCUAUUCAUUGCUAACCCAAGCAUCUAUGUAUCAUAUGUAAACAACUUAAAGUACAAAGUCACCACUAUUUUGCUGCACAAUGACCGACCCUUCCAACAUCUUUUUCUUUUCUACGGGGGAACCUCGAGACGACCUUUUUCCAGCUUGGCCUUGUUAAUUUUUCUUGGAAUACAUGAUCUCGUUUUAUCUCUAAAUCACAAUCAAUCGACUAGCGUUGAGGCUCGUUUACACACCAGCCUUCACGUUGGUCAUCACGUCGUUUGUUGGCCAUACAUGGCAUAUACACCUUCCAAGAUAAGCAUGACACGGGAGUGGCUGUAUCCCCUCCCCGGCUCGUUCUAUGGCUUGAUAAUAUGUAUCUCUGGCGAUCUGUAGAGUUGUCUCUGAUGGCCUGCACCUGGGUUUUGCUUUGACAAGAUUGUAUCUUGACGAGUGGUGACUGUGCGGGAACAAUGCAGAUAAAGGAGGCGAGCAAGAGGCCUUGAAAAAGGUCCCAACGUCGCGAUGAUUCCGCCUGGAAUCCGCUGAUAAA
Molecule: messenger RNA, 1032 nt
Organism: Radiomyces spectabilis
Lineage: Eukaryota; Fungi; Mucoromycota; Mucoromycetes; Mucorales; Radiomycetaceae
Exons: 1
Coding region: 300-875 (191 amino acids)
Source: RefSeq, a predicted model, not a curated record